Messenger RNA from Lycium barbarum (goji berry), 2599 nucleotides. RefSeq lists its product as uncharacterized. Lineage: Eukaryota; Viridiplantae; Streptophyta; Magnoliopsida; Solanales; Solanaceae. The transcript is spliced from 6 exons. Gene Ontology annotation, molecular function: nucleic acid binding; zinc ion binding. The coding region runs from base 740 to 2209 and encodes 489 amino acids. The record is from RefSeq and is a predicted model, not a curated record.
UCCCGUAUUUUUAUACAUUGGGACAACCCGGAUUAACUAUGAUAAAUUAAGGCCAAGACUAUUCCGGGAUUUGAAGUCGGGACUUUUGACCUUUGAUUUUAUUUUGAGACAUAAGUUGUGUAUGAAAUUGUUAGCUUGAACACUUAGGAAAAAUUGGGACCAUAAUUCAUAAAUUUGGAAAUUAAAACUCUUGCAUAAAAAAAAAAAAAGGGAAGAUGUGUGGAUUGAAGUGGUCCCCACACAUUGUUGUGGCCAAUUUUAAUUGGUCCAACACAUGUGUGGGCCCAAAGACAAUAAGAGAUAUUUUAAGGGGACUUAAAAGAUGACCACUUAGUCAUCUUUCUCUCAUUUCACAUUCCCACACUUAGAAAAUAAAGCAAGAAGUUGAGGAACCAAAACCAUGGCUCACGGCCAAGACCAUGGAAAACCAAAUCCAAAUCAAGCCCCUCUAAAAAUAUUUCUUGGGUACAAAUCAACUAAUUAGAGGUCCCUAAGUAACUUGGAAGCAUUGUUGGAGUGAUCAAGUCUUUCAUUUAAGAGAUUUGCAAACCCUAGCCUAUUGGUGGAUUGAAGAAGAAAGACCUUGGGGAGCCCGAGGCGUGGAUUGAAAAUUUACUUUAGAUUGGCUAUUUUGGAAGGGCGUACGAGGUACAGACGCACAGCCUGGUGAUCCACCUGUUUAGGACACCCUUUCUGCUAUUCGGAGUGCUCCUCUCUUUCCGGAGCUUAUACUUUUGUGAUGCCUCCGAAAAAGGCGACGGCCGCCCAGAAGAAAAAGGGCGUAGUAGGAGAGACUAGCCGGGCUCAGAAGGGUACUCGGACCCUUGCUCAGAUGAUGCGUGAUAUUACGUCCCGGCCAGCCGACUCUGCUACGUCUUCAUCGUCAGAGGAGUCUGGAGCAGCUUCACCAUUAGCUCCAGGGGCUUCAGCUCCCGCGCCUCCAGCUCCUCAGCCAGGGGCGGAGGACAGGACACUGAGAGAGGCUGUGCAGUUAUUGACCACUCUGGUAGCGGGACAGGCUCGCAGACGCGGGCGGAGAGAUGAUGAUGAUGACGAUAGGCGUGACAGCCUGAGGGUUCGAGAGUUUCUAUUAUGUGGCCCUCCAGAGUUUUACGGGUCUAAGCCCGACGAGGACCCCCAUGACUUUAUUCGGGGGAUGCGGCGCUCACUAGAUUUGGUCAGGGCUUCAGAGACUGAGUCUGUUGAGUUGGCUUCGCAUAGACUACGGGAUAUUGCUGCUCACUGGUAUGAGUCCUGGGAGCUAUCCAGGGGUGAGGGUGCUACCCCAGCUACUUGGGACGAGUUCGUGACUGCUUUCACUCACCACUUUUUGCCCCCAGAGUUACGGCGGGCGCGGGUUGACCGAUUUUUGCAUCUGCAGCAGAGGGGUCGGAGUGUUCGUGAGUAUAAUAUGGAGUUUGAUUCUCUGGCCCGGUACGCACCUACCAUAGUAGCAGAUAUGGCCGAUCGGAUGCACAGAUACGUGAUGGGGUUAGACCGCUACUUAAUUGAUGGCUGUAUGGCGGUGGCAUUGCAGACAGACAUGGAUAUUGCCCGACUACAGGCUUAUGCUCUGGGUAUGGAGGACCGACAUAGAGCUGAUUAUUCCAGCAGAGAUCGGGACAGGAGGCCGCCCAAGAGGGCCAGGUCCGCUGGGUAUUCUGGGGAGCCUCAAGGCGGGCAGCCUCAACAGUAUGUUAGACAGUCUUCUCAGCCAGCGCAGAGUGCGCCCCCGCAGUCUACCGGAGAGGGAUUUGAUAGUGCCAGAUACUCAGGAGCAAGCCAGAGCUUCAGGGCUCCAGGUUCACAGGUGAGCCGAGGUUCCAGCCAGGCGAGGCCACCUAUGCCUCGGUGUUCGUAUUGUGGGAGAUCUCAUCCAGGAGAGUGCUACCGAGCUACGGGAGCCUGUUUUUCUUGCGGCCGUCAGGGCCAUAUGAUGCGUGAUUGUCCAAUGGCAAGUGGUUCUGGUAGUACAGUUCAGCCGACAGGAUCAGCCGCGGGUUCAUCUUCUACUCCCUCAGCCAUGCGCCCUGCGGGACGAGGUAUGCCGGUACAGGCGGGUCGCGGUCGAGGCCGUGGCGGUGCUUCAGGUUCUAGCGGUCCCUCGAACCGCAUAUAUGCGUUGGCCAGCCGACAGGACCAGGAGGCGCCACCAGGUGUGGUUACAGACCUUGGGGAGCCCGAGGCGUGGAUUGGAAAUUUACUUUAGAUUGGCUAUUUUGGAAGGGCGUACGAGGUACAGACGCACAGCCUGGUGAUCCACCUGUUUAGGACACCCUUUCUGCUAUUCGGAGUGCUCCUCUCUUUCCGGAGCUUAUACUUUUGGUAUAUAUAUUUAUUAGUGCAUUUGUAUAUAUUCGUUCAUGGGUACGGCGGGGCCCUGUCCCGUCAUAUGAUUCUGUCGGUCUGUUUAGAGGUCUGUGGACAUGUUUGUGGGUUGGGGUCUUUCUGUAUGGAUGUAUGUACAUGUCGUUUGGGCGAUCCCAUACGCCGAGGCGGCCGGUCCGCAUAUGUUGUUUGGGCGAUCCUAUACGCCGAGGCGGCCGGUCCGUAUAUGUUUAUAUAUUGCUUGGUUAGCCCUGUGUGGCUUUUGUUGGUA